AUGUCUCCCUACCGCCUCCGCGCCACCUGCCCACCGCGCACCAAAAUCGCCGUCGUCCGCUCCCAGCACCUCCACUCGACCCCCAUCCGCGCCUUCCCCCGCAAAGACGACCAAGACCGCGAGAGCCUGAACCCCCAGAGCACCGAGUACAGCAAGAGCGGGUCCGACGACGCCGCCGCGGGCGGCGAGGCAGCGUUUGAUCCGAGCACGACGAGUCCUGAGGCCGAGAAGGAGAGUGGGGAGAAGGAGGCUGGGAAGCACUCGGCGUUGAACGUUAGUCCUGGAAACCGGGAGGUUAGCGAGGCGAGGGGAUCGGAGGAGGGGGGUGCGCAGAGUAGCCCUGGGAAGGAGGGGAGUGAGAGGAGUCGGACGAGUGGUGGGGGGAGCGCGCCCAAGGCUGGGGGCGGGCAGUCUGGGUAG
Molecule: messenger RNA, 420 nt
Organism: Mytilinidion resinicola
Lineage: Eukaryota; Fungi; Ascomycota; Dothideomycetes; Mytilinidiales; Mytilinidiaceae
Exons: 2
Coding region: 1-420 (139 amino acids)
Source: RefSeq, a predicted model, not a curated record